Messenger RNA from Cannabis sativa, 927 nucleotides. RefSeq lists its product as uncharacterized. NCBI's taxonomy places the organism in Eukaryota, Viridiplantae, Streptophyta, Magnoliopsida, Rosales, Cannabaceae. The record is from RefSeq and is a predicted model, not a curated record. The transcript has 2 exons. The coding region runs from base 1 to 927 and encodes 308 amino acids.
AUGGGGUUGAAUGAAAAAGACUUGCGACUAGUGAUGUCGAGCAUCUAUGGCCUCACUAGAGAUACAAUCGAACUGAAGGGAAUGAUAAAGUUACCAAUAACUUUAGAAACAACACCCGUUACUGCCAAAUCCAUGGCUGAUUUUGUAGUAAUCAAUCAACAUUCGGCCUAUAAUGCAGUGAUAGGUCAUCCAAUUCUGAAAGAGAUGAAGAUAGUUACUUCAAUCUACCAUCUCACCAUGAAAUUCCCCACCCCCACGGGUGUGGGAUCAGUGCGAGGAGUCGAGGAGGAUUCAAGAGAAUGUUAUAAUACUGCGUUAAAAAUCGCAGAAAAGAAGAAGUCAGUAAAUGUUAUUUAUUUGCUCAAGGCUCCUCUCCUUCGACAUGAAUUUUUUAGAAUCGAAGAAAUACCGCAUACUGAGAAACCAGACCUAGAUCCUAGGAUCCUUGACUACACCAACAUUGCGCAAGCCGCAGAAGAAACAAUCGAUCAAGAAAGGCUUGUCACUUUUCUCAAACAAAAUCUGGAUGUUUUUGCGGGGAAACAUUCAGACAUGGUCAAAAUACCGCCUGAGGUCAUGUGUCAUCGCUUGAACAUCAACCUUGAUGCGCGAAGAGUACGACAGAAGCGCCGUAAGAUGGAUCCCGUGAGGUACCAAGUGCUUAAGGAGGAAGUAGAUCGCUUACUGGCAUGCGACUUCAUAAAGGAGUCAUUUUAUCCAAACUGGUUAGCUAAUCCUGUUCUUGUACUAAAGCCCAAUGGCUCAUGGCACACGUGCAUCGACUUUACAGAUUUGAAUAAAGCUUGUCCAAGGACAACUUUCCUUUACCUAGCAUUGACCAGCUUGUUGAUGCCACCGCAGGUCAUGAACUCCUUAGUUUUAUGGAUGCGUACUCGAGAUACAAUCAAAUUCCGAUGUACGAACUAG